AUGCGCAAGAGAGUAGAAAAGGAGAUAGGUCAAAUACACAAGGACUUUGAGUUAGUGCGUGAGUGUCGCGCUGAGAUGUAUGAAUAUGCGGACGAAAGCCAAACGUCAACUAUGGACGAUUGGGAAGAUGUAUUGACAAACGAUGUAUACGACAUUGAAGAGAAAGUUGAGGCCUUCCUGCAGGCUCUUUCCGUGUCGGAGCACGCUAACGCAACGUCUAAACCUAACGAACAGAUUAUAGAAAUAGCCAGCGCUGGUAAUAUUAGCCAAGUCGAAGCCGCAGGCGGUAAUGUAGAAUCUAGUCAAGGAACGCAUGAUGAAUCUCCGUUACAAGAGACUAACAUUCCCAACCAUGUACCAGUAAAUAGUGAAGAAACGAGUUCUGAAAAUUCUAAAGUCGAGAGCUUCAAAACAUAGUCUUUUGGAAACUCCGCUAAAGUCUUUGUUCUAUCUUUUUGUUCACGUUUAUGCAGUUUUGUGCACGGUGCACAUGAGGGAGAACUCGUCGAUAGUUCUCAUAUCGCGGUUGUGGUAAGGAACUGUGGGUGCAGGUUGCUGUCAAAGCAAUUAGCAGAUAUAAAGUGAUUGGAAAAGAUGCCCUAAUGUGUUCAGGAGGAAGUUCAAUCGGGCUUCAACAUUGCUCUCUUCCACUGA
Messenger RNA from Paramuricea clavata, 654 nucleotides. NCBI's taxonomy places the organism in Eukaryota, Metazoa, Cnidaria, Anthozoa, Malacalcyonacea, Plexauridae. The record is from the annotation of a GenBank genome assembly.